GGCGGCGGGCGGGCUGGCUGCUGGCUGGCGGGCGACGGGCCGCGGUGGCGCGGUGUCCCGGCUGCGCAACCAGCCUCGGGCCAUGGCCGCCUCUCCGGGCCCCACCGCCGUUUGCGGCGCCGGGGCAGUGCCUGGCUCCGGCCCGUCGGGCUUCGCCUUGGACUCGGGACUGGAGAUCAAAACUCGCUCGGUGGAGCAGACGCUGCUCCCCCUGGUUUCUCAGAUCACCACACUUAUCAAUCAUAAAGAUAAUACCAAAAAGUCUGACAAAACUCUACAAGCAAUUCAGCGUGUAGGACAAGCUGUCAACCUGGCAGUUGGAAGAUUUGUUAAAGUAGGGGAAGCUAUAGCCAAUGAAAACCGGGAUUUGAAAGAAGAAAUAAAUAUUGCCUGUAUUGAAGCUAAACAAGCAGGAGAAACAAUUGCAGCCCUUACAGAUGUAAGCAGCUUGAAUCAUCCAGAAACGGAUGGCCAGAUCACAAUUUUUACAGACAAAACAGGCGUUAUAAAGGCUGCAAGAUUGCUUCUUUCUUCAGUAACAAAAGUGUUGUUGCUGGCAGACCGGGUAGUCAUUAAGCAGAUAAUCACAUCAAGAAAUAAGGUCCUUGCAACUAUGGAAAGACUAGAGAAAGUGAAUAGCUUUCAAGAAUUUGUCCAGAUAUUCAGUCAAUUUGGAAAUGAAAUGGUGGAGUUUGCACAUCUAACUGGAGAUAGACAAAACGAUUUGAAAGAUGAAAAGAAAAAGGCAAAAAUGGCAGCAGCUAGGGCAGUUCUGGAAAAGUGUACAAUGAUGCUUCUCACAGCUUCAAAGACAUGUCUCAGGCAUCCCAAUUGUGAAUCAGCCCAUAAAAACAAGGAUGGUGUUUUUGACCGCAUGAAAGUGGCAUUGGAUAAGGUCAUUGAAAUUGUGACUGACUGCAAAUCAAAUGGAGAGACUGACUUUUCAUCUGUCAGUAUUUUUACUGGCAUUAAAGAAUUUAAGAGGAAUAUUGAAAGUCUUCGGGAGAACCUAAAUUUCCAGUCAAAAGAGAAUCUGUCUAUGAUGCUGGAUGUCCUCUUGGAGCGUACAGAAGACUUCACUGAUUAUGCCUACACCAGCCAUGAACACAGGGAACGCAUCUUGGAACUGUCCACACAGGCGCGGAUGUCACUGCAGCAGUUAAUUUCUGUGUGGAUUCAGGCUCAAAGCAUGAAAACAAAAAGCAUUGCUGAAGAACUGGAACUUACUAUUUUGAAAAUCAUCCAUAGCCUCAACGAACUUAAGAAAGAACUUCAUAAUACAGCAACUCAGCUGGCAGCUGAUCUCUUAAAAUACCACACCGAUCACGUGACUCUAAAAGCAUUAAAACUUAUUGGCGUAGAAGGAAAUAUAGAUGGUUUGACUGAAUAUACCUGCAAACUCUCGGAGCAGAAAGAGCAGCUUGUUGAGACCUGUCGACUGUUACGUCACGUGUCUGGGACAGAACCUCUUGAAAUUACCUGUCUACAUGCAGAGGAGACAUUCCAGGUCACUGGCCAACAGAUAAUUUCUGCUGCUGAAACAUUGACAUUGCAUCCUUCUAGUAAAAUCGCUAAAGAAAACCUAGAUGUAUUUUGUGAAGCUUGGGAAUCCCAAAUUAGUGACAUGUCACCACUGCUAAGAGAAAUCAAAGAUGUGUUUGAAGGAAGACGAGGAGAGAAGUAUGGCUACCUUUCACUUCCAAAGUCAAUGAAGAAUAAUGCAAACCUAAAAUCACUAAAGACAGACAAGCCUGACUCUGAGGAACAGGCCAAAGUAGCAAAGCUUGGACUGAAGCUGGGUCUGCUCACUUCUGAUGCCAAUUGCGAGAUUGAGAAGUGGGAGGAUCAGGAGAAUGAGAUUGUUCGAUGUGGACGGAACAUGUCCAGUGUGGCCUAUUCGCUGUAUUUAUUCACUAGGGGAGAGGGGCCACUGAAAACUUCCCAGGAUUUAAUUCAUCAACUAGAGGUUUUUGCUGAAGAGGGCUUAAAGCUUGCCUCAAGUGUACAAGCUUUCUCAAAACAGCUGAAAGAUGACGACAAGCUUAUGCUUCUCCUGGAAAUAAACAAGCUAACUCCUCUAUGCCACCAGCUCCAGACAAUAACUAAGACACCUUUGCAGAAUCAGGUGUUUCUGAAGGUUGAUAAGUGUAUUACAAAGACAAGAUCCAUGAUGGCUAUCUUGGUCCAACUUCUUUCACUUUGCUAUAAACUACUGAAGAAGCUUCAGGUGGAAAACAGCAGAUGGGUCUCAGUUACCAACAAAGAUUCCGUGGAUGGUAAAACUUGAGAGCCUUUUGGUGUCAGAUCUUUGAACAUCAUGUGGCAAAGCUGACAUUUUUAGAAAGCAAGUUUUCUUUGUGUUUUCAGAAAUUCAACAGUUUUAUAAAGAAGACAAAUCUGAAAUCAUCCUAUAUUUUCUGAUCAUGAAACCAAUUGUAAAACUAUUUGACAACUAAUAAAUGACAUGAUAGUUGUUAGAA
Molecule: messenger RNA, 2480 nt
Organism: Talpa occidentalis (Iberian mole)
Lineage: Eukaryota; Metazoa; Chordata; Mammalia; Eulipotyphla; Talpidae
Gene: CTNNAL1
Product: catenin alpha like 1
Exons: 19
Coding region: 83-2287 (734 amino acids)
Biological process (GO): cell adhesion; Rho protein signal transduction
Molecular function (GO): cadherin binding; actin filament binding
Source: RefSeq, a predicted model, not a curated record